AUGGCUUGGCAGAGACUGCUGCUCCUGGCCGCGGCCGUUGCUCUCACCGUCACCGCCGGCGGCGCCGCGUUCCAGUUCGAAGAGGCCACCCUCGAGAGCAUCCAGGACGGCUUCAAGAAAGGCAGCCUGACGUCGACGGCGCUGGUCCGCUACUACCUGGACCAGAUCGCGCGGCUGAACCCGAAGCUCCACGCCGUCAUCGAGGUGAACCCCGACGCGCUCCGCGACGCGGCCCACGCCGACGCCGAGCGGGCGUCCGGCGCCUACCGCCAAGCGUCGUCGUCCGGCUGCGGGCUCCUCCACGGCGUCCCCGUGAUGGUGAAGGACCUCAUCACGACGCGCGACCGGCUGAACACAACGGCCGGGUCGUUCGCGCUGCUCGGCUCCGUGGCCAGGCGCGACGCCGGCGUGGUGGCCAGGCUGCGGCGCGCCGGCGCCAUCGUGCUCGGCAAGUCCAACCUCCCCGAGUGGGGCAACAUGCGCAGCGCCAGGGGCCUCCACGGCUGGAGCGCGCGAGGCGGACAAGCCAUGAACCCUUACGUGCUGGAAAUGGAUCCAUGCGAAGCAAGCACCGGUUCAGCCAUCGCCGCGGCGGCCAACAUGGCAGCCGUGACACUCGGGACCGAAACCAUAGCUUCCAUACUCUGCCCGGCGUCCGUGAAUGCAGUGGUCGGGAUCAAGCCAACAGUUGGCUUGACCAGUCGCUCCGGCGUCAUCCCCUUCACGCUUAGGCAGGACACUGUCGGACCAUUGUGUCGCACCGUAGCGGACGCUGUCCACGUGCUGGAUGCUAUUGUCGGUUACGAUGCCCUUGACGCUGAAGCCACAAUGGCAGCGUCCCAGUACAUCCCUAAAGGCGGGUACAAGCAGUUUCUGAAGAUCGACGGCUUAAGUGGCAAGAGGAUUGGUAUCCCAAAUGGCUUCUUUCACUUCGAAACAAAGACAGUGAUGACCACAGUGUACAAGCAGCAUAUCGAAACAAUGAGGCGACUUGGAGCAAUCGUGAUCGAGAACCUGGACAUAGAGAAUCUGAGCGAGUCACGGGACAUCACCAAGAGUGGAUUCCUGGUUGCCGCGCCAGCAGAGUUCAAGAUCAACCUGAACAACUACCUCUCUGACUUAUCCUACACUCCAGUCGGCUCCCUAGCUGAAAUCAUAGCUUUCAACGCCAUCCAUCCUUUCGAGGAGAAGCUGGUAGAGUACGAUCAGCAGCUCCUGCUCUUAUCUGAAACCACCACGGGCAUCGGCCCCCUGGAGAGAGCUGCGAUACAUCGGAUGGAGGAGUUGUCGGCAAACGGGGUGGAGAAGCUGAUGAAGGAACACCAGCUCGACGCGAUUUUUACACCUGAUUCGAGAGUCGCCACCGUCCUUGCCUACAAUGGCCUCCCCGGAAUCGAAGUGCCAGCUGGGUACGACGAGAAGGGCGUCCCCUUUGGCGUCACCUUCGGUGGGCUCAGGGGCUAUGAGCCCAGGCUCAUCGAGAUGGCCUAUGCGUUUGAGCAGGCUACCAAGGUCCGAAGGCCUCCCACCAUAUGA
This is a messenger RNA of Miscanthus lutarioriparius, 1536 nucleotides long. The record is from the annotation of a GenBank genome assembly. Lineage: Eukaryota; Viridiplantae; Streptophyta; Magnoliopsida; Poales; Poaceae.